AAAGAAGGAUUUGGAUAACUAAUCCAAUGCGUUUUUCUUCGAUUUGGACAACUAGAAACUACCCAACUCAGCCAAACUUUUACCAUACUUUGAAUAUUUGAUCCCUAAGCUUGGACCAGUAGUCAACCCAAGUUGUGAAAGCGACUAAUUCAUGUACAUGAAGAAAGGCGAAAGCUUUUUGCCUGUCACAAAUACAGAAAGGAGGCAGACAUGUGGUGCCGACUGCUGACCGUCUUGCUCAUGUUGUCUCAUGCAAUGUUGUUGGUGCUGCAAACUGCCAAAACCAAUCCUGGAUAUUAAGGGAAAAGCUUCAUGCUCUGACAUGCAUUUAAGCUCACAGUCCAGAGCCAAGGGCAGAAUCCCAAUAGGGUUGGUUGGUUUACCUUCUCUGAACAACUCGCCUCUUCUCCUUUUUGCAGACUCGAAGACAGGAGUAGCUGGCUAUAAUUGAUAUUAUAACCCCGUGGAUGAUCUCAGACAGGUCAGGUUUAAGCAAAGCGAAAUGAGUUUUGGUAUGAGUUGAGGUUGCAGAAAAUAUAACAUAUUCCAAAAGGGAAAUGGAUUCCUUGAGCAAAAAGGUCUUUGAUUGCGUGUGGUGUGUGUUGUGGAGGUCCUUUAAGAACUAUACUCUCGAGAACUUGUACUCUUCCUGUCUUGUGCUUCGACCUUCCAUGUUGCUUGUCUGUUUAUUUGCAUCGUAGUGCAUGAUACAUUCCGCAGUGCCUUGUUGUAUCUCCAUUUUUGACGCAGCCACCCAAUCGAACUCCAUAGGCAAUUCGUCUCGUCCUCCAUCGUCGUUUUCGCAUUCCAGAGAUUUGGUUUCACUCUGUGCCCAUGGAAUUCGAGGAGAAGCCCGACGACCGAAUUCAUUCAAGACACAGCCGCUCCGACAGCGAUUCUGUAAAUAGAAGAAACAAAGGAUAUAAGCUGGAUCCAUUGCCUGGAUCAGUUCGUCAUGCUAAACUGGUUACUGAACAGCCCACGGACAACAAGGAGAUGACAAGUAAGUCCUCCCCGGAAGCUGAUGGCCAAGGAUCCUUGAAGCAUGAGAUUCUACAACUCGAGAAGAGAUUGAAGGAUCAGUUAACCAUUAGGUGUGCUUUGGAAAAGGCAUUGGGACACAGUUCUUCUGCAAUGUGCUCAUCAAAUGACAGUUCGAUGCCAAAGCCAACGUAUGAUCUGAUAAGGGAGAUAGCGAUAUUGGAGUUAGAGGUCAUGCAUCUCGAACAAUAUCUACUCAUGCUUUACCGAAAAGCUUUUCAGCAGCAAACAGCAACACCAUCUCGAUGUUGCAAUGAACACAAAUUACAGAAGUUGCAGCAUUCCAAGUCUGAAUUAUUGCCACAAGCAUCUCCAAAACAUAAAACAUGGUCUAACAGAUGGACUCCGAUUGAAGAAGGCCGUGAAAUCAAGAGGCAGGAGAGGCUGCUUCGGCCUGGUGCUCAUCGGAGUCACUCUUCCCUUUCUUGUCGCGGAGUUGGUUCGGCUAGGAUUUCGCCUUCGGAACAAAGCCUAGCUAGAGCUCUUCACUCAUUCCAUUCUCAACAUGCGUCUUUCCUUGAGGAUGUUGAUUCAGGAAUGAUGAGCUUAGCAGAAUACUUGGGAAGUCCUACCGCCGAUCAAAUUCCUGACACUCCUAAUAAACUCUCAGAAGACAUGGUUAGAUGCAUGGCUACUGUAUAUUGCAAGCUUGCAGACCCUCCUCUGAUCUCUCAAACCUUUUUCUCUUCUUCCUCUUCUACUACCACUUCCACCAUUCCUGGAUUCUCUCCUCAACAUCUCGGAGAACCAUGGAGUCCUUCCAAAACCGAAGAGCUCAAAGAAUUCAGCACAACAGUGGAGAUCCCUCAUAUUUCUGAAAAUCACAAGGAUGUCGAAGACUUGCUAUGCAACUUCAAGUUAAUCCUUCACCAGUUGGACAAGGUUGAUCCAAGCAAGUUGAAGAAUGAUCAAAAGCUUGCUUUUUGGAUAAAUGUCUACAAUGCCAUAAUCAUGCAUGCAUACAUUGAACAUGGAAUUCCUGAGGGAGGUGCGAAGAAAACUUCUUUGCUCAUCAAGGCUAUGUGCACUAUAGGUGGUCGUUCUAUAAAUGCAUUCAUGAUACAAAGUUUUAUUUUCGAGGGCAAGACAAAAAGUACCACACAGUGGCUUCGAAGGAUGCUCCUUAAUCCAAGGUCGAAGUACAAAGAUGUCGAUAAACGGCGAAACUAUGCGAUUGAACACUCGGAACCUCUUUUAUAUUUUGCACUCAGUUCAGGAAGUCAUUCUGAUCCCCCGGUUCGAAUAUACAAUUCCAGUAGAAUAUUGAAGCAAUUGAAAGUGGCAAAGGAAGAAUAUAUAAGAAGCAAUGUGGAGAUAUGGAAGGACCAAAAGAUCCUUCUUCCAAAGUUGAUAGAUUUGUAUGCCAAGGACUCAAAAUUGAGCUCACAGAAAUUAGUGGAGAUGCUUCAAAAUAACCUCCCUCAAAAUCUUAAGUUGGCCUUGCAAAGAUGCCAAAGAUUCAACAAGCCAAUCGAAUGGAUUCCUCACAAUCCCCAGUUUAGAUAUCUUCUGUCAAGAGAGUUUGUGUUUCCUCAAGUAAAUUGAAAGAAAAAUAGAGUGAUAGAUGUGUAGCAGGGGAAAAUUGUGGUUGUAUAUUUUGUUUUGUUUAUGUUGCUGUGAUUACUUUUUUUUUU
This is a messenger RNA of Zingiber officinale, 2675 nucleotides long. RefSeq lists its product as uncharacterized. The record is from RefSeq and is a predicted model, not a curated record. The transcript is spliced from 12 exons. The coding region runs from base 835 to 2586 and encodes 583 amino acids. Lineage: Eukaryota; Viridiplantae; Streptophyta; Magnoliopsida; Zingiberales; Zingiberaceae.